Apis laboriosa (Himalayan honeybee) is the source of this 2745-nucleotide messenger RNA. RefSeq names its product protein kinase C, brain isozyme (gene Pkc53E). The record is from RefSeq and is a predicted model, not a curated record. The coding region runs from base 459 to 2480 and encodes 673 amino acids. The transcript is spliced from 13 exons. NCBI's taxonomy places the organism in Eukaryota, Metazoa, Arthropoda, Insecta, Hymenoptera, Apidae. Gene Ontology annotation, molecular function: zinc ion binding; diacylglycerol-dependent serine/threonine kinase activity; ATP binding. Gene Ontology annotation, biological process: protein phosphorylation.
CAGCAGAGUCGGUGGCCGUCGGUCUCGACACGAGUUACCGUGACAAGUGCAUUACCUAUUGCACGUCGACCGAGUACACACACACCAUAUUCACACAUACGUCCAUACAUAUACACACAUCACACACGUACACAUACUAAAAACGACACGUCGUCGUUGAGAGUGUUUCGACAGACGCGUGACAAACGGAUUUUUCUCUUUCCUCAUCUCUAUUUCUUUUCUUUCUUUUCCGUCACCUUUUCCUCACGUUUCCUUUUUCGUUUCCGAGCGUUUCCGAGCGCAUCGCGAUUGGCUCGCUCGGAUAUCGCUCGCUUUUUCCCUUUAUCAAGGGUCGGAUUCGUGUACGCGCGUGCAUUUUUCGACUGACUGGAGAAGAAUCAACAGAAGGAUAGAAGCAAAGUAUCGCACGAAAUUUCACCCUGAUCGGUCUGUAAGAAGAUCGACAAGUGGAGCGCGCGAUGGCGGACGAUCAAGAAGCAAACAACACGUGCGAGGAUUCCCUCGGGCCCGGCGAUGCAAACACCGCAUUCGCUAAGAAAAUUCGAGGACGAAAAGGGGCCCUGAAGAAAAAGAAUGUCUACGUGGUCAAGAAUCACAGUUUCAUGCCUCGUUUCUUUAAGCAACCAACCUUUUGCAGUCAUUGCAAGGACUUUAUAUGGGGCUUCGGGAAGCAAGGAUACCAAUGUCAAGUCUGCAGUUUCGUCGUUCACAAACGAUGUCACGAGUACGUGACCUUCACGUGCCCUGGUGCUGACAAAGGAGCUGAUUCCGACGACACGCGGACGAAGCACCAAUUCAAGCAACACACCUACAACAGCCCCACCUUCUGUGACCACUGCGGUAGUCUUCUCUAUGGUGUCAUCCACCAGGGCAUGAAGUGCCAAGCAUGCGACAUGAACGUUCACAAGAGAUGCGAGGAGAGCGUGCCGAAUCUUUGCGGAUGCGAUCAUACGGAGAGACGUGGUCGUAUAAAUUUGUACAUCUCGUGCUCCGGAAGCAAGCUCACGGUCGAAGUGAAACAGGGGCGAAAUUUGAUUCCGAUGGAUCCAAACGGAUUGUCGGAUCCAUACGUCAAGUUGAAGUUGAUUCCAGAUUCGGACACUGUGAAGAAGAAAACGAAGACGAUCAAAUCCUCGUUGAAUCCCGAAUGGAACGAGACCAUCAUUUUCGACUUGAAACCCGAGGACAAGGACAGGCGGCUUUUGAUCGAGGUUUGGGAUUGGGAUCGAACGUCGAGGAACGAUUUCAUGGGCUCCCUCUCCUUCGGGAUAUCGGAGCUUAUCAAAGCGCCCGCCAACGGCUGGUUCAAACUGCUCACCCAAGAGGAGGGGGAAUAUUACAACGUACCUGUUCCGGAGGAGGGUGUCGAUCUCGCCGAGUUGAAGAUGAAGAUGCGAAAGACCUCGGUCACGAAAAAGACGACCACCACCCAGGACAAGGAGGUGCCCCACAACAUGGGCAAGAGCGACUUGAUAAGGGCGAGCGAUUUCAACUUCCUAAUGGUGCUCGGCAAAGGCAGUUUCGGAAAAGUGAUGCUGGCCGAGAGGAAAGGUACCGACGAGCUGUACGCGAUCAAGAUUUUGAAGAAGGACAUCAUCAUUCAGGACGACGACGUGGAGUGCACCAUGGUCGAGAAACGCGUGUUGGCGUUGUCCACCAAGCCGCCAUUUUUGGUCCAACUGCACUCCUGCUUCCAAACCAUGGAUCGCCUCUAUUUCGUGAUGGAGUACGUGAACGGUGGGGAUUUGAUGUACCAGAUACAACAGUGUGGCAAGUUCAAAGAGCCUGUCGCUGUAUUCUACGCGUCCGAAAUAGCGAUCGGCCUUUUCUUCCUCCACGGCCGAGGUAUCGUGUACCGGGAUCUGAAGUUGGACAACGUUCUGCUGGAUCAGGACGGUCACAUCAAGAUUGCCGAUUUCGGUAUGUGCAAGGAGGGGAUCAGCGGCGACAAGACCACGAAAACGUUCUGCGGGACGCCCGAUUACAUCGCGCCGGAAAUCAUAUUGUAUCAACCGUACGGGAAGUCGGUCGACUGGUGGGCGUACGGAGUGCUGCUGUACGAGAUGUUGGUCGGUCAACCACCGUUCGACGGUGAGGACGAGGAGGAAUUGUUCGCAGCAAUAACCGAGCAUAACGUCAGCUAUCCGAAGAGUUUGUCAAAGGAGGCGAGGGAAAUUUGUAAAGCGUUCCUCACGAAGAAUCCUGUGAAGAGACUCGGUUGCGGGCUACGAGGGGAGGAGGACGUACGGAGCCACGCGUUUUUCCGACGUAUCGAUUGGGAGAAGAUAGAGAAUCGGGAGGUGCAGCCACCGUUCAAGCCGAAAAUCAAACAUCGCAAGGACGUAAGCAACUUCGAUAAACAGUUCACCUCGGAGAAGACGGAUUUGACUCCCACGGACAAGUUGUUCAUGAUGAACCUGGAUCAAACGGAGUUUAUGGGUUUCUCGUUUCUCAAUCCGGAAUUCGUGCAACACGUUUAAAUCGAUGGAAUAUCCUAUAAGUCACUGGCUAGUUUUAAUCUCAUACGUUUCUCUCUCCCUCCAUCUCUCCCUUCAGAGACAUCUUCAUCUUCGCUACUCAGGGGCUUUCACCGUUUCAUUUCCCUAUCUCUUUCUCUGUCUAUCUAUCUCUAUCUCUAUCUCUAUCUCUAUCUCUAUCUCUGUACUUCUUCCUCCCCCCCGAUAUCGAUCCACUUUCUCCAUUCUUCGAAACUUGGCAACUUGGUAUCUCGGUUACCAAAGAUAA